Messenger RNA from Porites lobata, 933 nucleotides. The record is from the annotation of a GenBank genome assembly. NCBI's taxonomy places the organism in Eukaryota, Metazoa, Cnidaria, Anthozoa, Scleractinia, Poritidae.
AUGGCGCUGACAAAUUUCACUAAAGAUGAAAGCGAGAGCAGACAACUAAGCCAGUGCUCGGAUAUCGAUGAAUUUACUGGAGAAGUAGAUGGCGAGUUUAUCUUUCUUUCAGUUGUAAAUAGUCUUCUGUCCGUUACCGCAUUUCUGGGGAACACUUUGAUUCUAGUUGCCCUACACAAGGAGACUUCACUUCAGCCGCCGUCCAAAGUUCUGUUUUGUAGCCUAGCGUUAACUGAUCUCUUUGUUGGUAUCAUCGCUGGUCCAUUGACUGUAACUUAUGAAAUUUCUGUUGUGAAGGGAAGAGGGGAUAUUUGCUAUUACGCAGUUUUGAUGUCAGAUUUCUCAAGUUAUACUUUGUGUUCAGUGUCUUUAUUAACACUGACGGCAAUAAGUGUGGACAGACUUCUCGCCUUGUUGUUGGGUCUUAGAUACAGACAAGUUGUGACUUUGAAAAGAACACGUGUAACUGCAAUUGGUUUAUGGAUUUUGUCCAUUUUCGGGGCAUCUACUUUGUUUUGGAAUCGUCUUAUUGUUUCUUGGUAUCAAUACAUAGGUACAACUGCGUGUCUAGUGAUUACAAUCUUCGCUUACACUAAAAUUUUCUUCACUUUGCGUCAUAACCACAUUAACCAUGUUCCUAAAGCACAACCGAGCAAAGCAAUUCCCCUGAACAUAGCUCGAUACAGAAAGGCAGUGUCCAGUGUAUUGUGGGUACAGGUAACAUUGGUUGUUUGCUAUCUGCCGUUUUCUAUAGUGGUAGCUCUCACACCUCAAAAAGGGAUUCCUUCGUCUUUUUUCCUUGCUUGGGAGUUUACAGCUACUUUAUUGUAUUUAAACUCUUCGCUAAAUCCAUUGUUAUAUUGCUGGAAGAUUAAAGAAGUAAGGCAAGCGGUAAAAGAAACAUUAAAGCAACGUUUUUGUUCAUCGAGUUAA